Suillus plorans is the source of this 504-nucleotide messenger RNA. Its product is annotated as NADH-ubiquinone oxidoreductase complex I, 21 kDa subunit-domain-containing protein. The transcript has 5 exons. Bases 1 to 504 code for a protein of 167 amino acids. The record is from RefSeq and is a predicted model, not a curated record. NCBI's taxonomy places the organism in Eukaryota, Fungi, Basidiomycota, Agaricomycetes, Boletales, Suillaceae.
AUGCCGAACAAGGUCGUCACGACACCAUACCCGCUCAUCGACGCUGACCCACACGCUUUCCGUGUUGUGCGUUAUUUCCGUUCGUCAGACUAUGCAACCUGGGCUGCAGGAACAGCCGCAUUCCCGGCUGCUUUGUAUUUCUGGGAUAUGGCUGACCCUGCAAAAGUUCGUCUGCGGACCAGCUUCCGGCUCGGAGGCUUCCUUGGUUUCGUUGGCGGUUUCUUGCUGGCAUACCAACGCUCAAGUUUCCGAUUCUGGGGCUGGUCAGAGAACAAACGAGAGGAGGACUUGGAUCUAGCCGAGCUGUCCCAAAGGGCAGCUGAGGGUAAGCCUUUGUAUGGUACAUCCAGCCAGCCAGAGUGGGUACAGGGCACUGCAUAUCGGAACUCUGCAUGGUCUCAGUUGAAAUUCCACGCAUUCCCCAUGUUCAACUUCGUCAACCAUCAACAUCAUGGCACCGACGCUGCAAAAUAUGGUGUGAAGGAAAAGGAACUAUCAGAUUAG